Orussus abietinus is the source of this 8881-nucleotide messenger RNA. RefSeq names its product protein unc-79 homolog (gene unc79). Gene Ontology annotation, molecular function: protein binding. The record is from RefSeq and is a predicted model, not a curated record. Bases 627 to 8846 code for a protein of 2739 amino acids. Lineage: Eukaryota; Metazoa; Arthropoda; Insecta; Hymenoptera; Orussidae. The transcript is spliced from 49 exons.
CUUACGUUCCAUUCGAAUUGACCCCAUGGUCGCGAGAGAGAGGAAAUUAGUUCCAAUCGGAAUAGAGGGAGAAAACGUCAAGUGGCAGAGUUCGGGGCAUGGCGAUGGUUUUGGGUAUUGUCAAUUUUUUUAAUAAGUUUUCGAGGGCGACUUUUCUCGGAGGGGGGUUUCUUAAGAGGACCAGGGGGUGCCCUAAAUGUGGAGAUCCCUGGCUUCGCCGCCUAUGGAGGAAAGCGGGGUAGAGAUCGCACCCCUCGCGAGAUUGCUCGGAGCAUCCGGAGAGGAUCGAUACUGCGUGUGCGCCCAUUCGCUCUCAAUCGCUCUCCUGCCAUUUUCCUCGCUGGACGUUUCCACGAAAACGUCCGGGAAAAUCAUUCUGGAAAAGGGUCAUUAUUCCCGGCAACGCAGUGACAGUGCCUAAUUCGGGUUUGCAACGACAGUCACCGGGUUGGUACUCGAAGGAGUUUUAACCCUGGUGAUCUGGUAAAUAAAAAUGAAAGACAGGAGAGAAACGCGGAGCCACGUGAGUGUGGUGCCUAAAUAGUAAAAAAGCACCGAUAAGGUCCCCAAGAGAAAAAGGAGGAAAAUGAUCUGAACCACCCAGAGGCGAGAAAAUUUUUCCCAAAAUGGGGACCAGAUUCGCGGCCUACACGUUAAAAUUAACGAGUCUCCAUGACUAUUACCAAAGGCUCCUUCAUGGGAGUCAACCGAUCCCUUCUGGAUUGGACAUGGCAAACACCGUCAAGUAUUUCUCACAAACUUUGCUCUCCCUGCUAAAAGACGUCCCGGGCUCACCUCUGGAGAUGAUAAAAUGCCAGGAAAUGGACGGACAGCGAAUGGCUUUGUAUCCUAGUCUGGAUUACAAGCAGUUGUACAACGCACUUGCACAGCUGAUGGACGUUGUCAACCUCGUACACGUAGGGUUACAAGCGUUCGGACAAGCCUUGUUGCAAUGCCUUGCGUGUCUGUUACCAUUCCUGGAGCAAGACUUGAUCGAUAAUGUGCCGUACUUAGCGGCAAGUGCAAUAUCCGUCCUUCCUGUGGAACUGCACCAAGAAAUCGUCAAUUAUCUCUGUUUCUACAUUUUGCCCUUCACCAUCAUAAGAAAAAUGGAGGAUGGAAGCGAGAAUUACGCGAGCCAAUCCAUUUCCGCAGUGAUCAUGAUGGUUUUCCAGUACUCCAGCAAUCCCGCUCAUCAUUGUCAGUUACUGGAAUGCCUAAUGGCACUUAAACCAGGAGUGGUGAAGGACAUUCUGUGCGUGGUGGCCUAUGGUACCGCUCCUGCUCGAGCAAGUGCUGCGAAAUUGCUCUUUUACUAUUGGCCGACGUUCAACCCGAAUUUAUUCGACCGACGAGCCGUGCUCGUUAAAUUUACAAACGACCUCACUCCGUUCGUCUGCCAAAGAGAUUCGUGCCCGAAUGCAGGAAAUGCCGAGGCCGGAAAAGUCUGUUACGAUCAUUGCGUCUCCAUAACAUUUGCCACCGAGUCUCCUCCUCCGAUAUAUCUUUGCAUCGAGUGCGCCAAUGAGAUCCACCGAGAGCAUCCGAAUCAGAUGUUCUAUGACAUUCUGCAUCCCAUGCAGCAAGUAUCCAUGGUCUGCGAGAAUAAGAAUUGCAGAGCGACCGAUAAGUCCGCGAUCAGCGUCUGCUUCUCGACGGAAUGCGCCAGCUACAACGGCAAUCAUCCGAUUAGAUAUUGUCAACAAUGCCACAACAUUCGCCACAAUAAUCGCCGCGGAGGCGAUCACGUCUAUCACAUGGCGUUGCCUCACAUUUCCCAGAUGGACGCGCAAAUGCAGACGUACAUGGUACAAGUAAUCGUCAGCCUGCUCAAGGAGGCUGAACCGCUAAGUAUGGAUAGUAACAGAGACAUCUCGGAAAUAAGUACUAAUAAGGGCAGCACAGGAUUCCCAGGAGGAGCCGGAGGCAGCGGUCCUGGGGGAGGAUGUCUCGGGGGUGGACGAUCCGGUCCCUGCGAUCCAACUACCCUGGAAGAACGACAAUUGCUGGGCCGAUAUGGGGUUUGGCUGCUGGUCGGCCUGUGCACCCCGAACGAGGAUACUCCCGUGAAAAUUCUCGGACGUUUAUUGUCAAUGCUAUUUCAUUGGUUUCAUGUCACUGCCUACUCAUUCGAUGGACAAGCCGAGAGUACCCUCGAAAAACUGAAAACCGAUUACGUUUGCGGGUGGCUGUCGGAAGUCAUGAAAACGCACUACGAAGUUUUCAUCUCCUGCCUCUUGCCACAUCCAGCAGACUACGUCAGGGUUGGAGGACAUUGGGAAACUUUAGCUUCGAGGACGUCUCAUCUGAAAGAUGGACUGAAUCGACUCUUUUGCUUGGUCCCAUACGAAGUGAUAACGACCGAUGUUUGGGAUUACGUGAUGCCUCAUUGGAUGGAGGCCAUGGUGAAUGACGUACCGGAGAACGAGCUUCACGAGUUAAAAAUCAUCUUAUGCAAAAUCUUGGACCCUGAUAUGAGCCCCUUGGGCUUCGACGCGAAGAAGAUGUACAAUUUCGUGGCGAAACGAUUCAAGAACACCAGCGCGAAAGUACAGGAGCAAGCCCUGAACUGGUUGCAAACCUUGACCAUGCUGGAGAUCAUGAUUCCCUUGAAUCAGCUGUUUUCCAUGUUUAGCGAUGGCGUGGCAAUCAUGGGAGCGACUAAUCUCGGAGACGUCGACGAUGGCGAGCAGAAGGACCGAAAUACUGCCGACUCUACCGAUGGAAGUGUAAUAUGUCCUGUGGUGGAAAACGAGUCCGGCAGGUCUACUCCUUUGUCCGACGACGUAAUUCCUACCCCUCGACAUAUGGAAUUCUCCACAAACGCGGAACUAAAUCUAUCCUGUUGUAUUUUAAUGUUGGACGUGUUGCUCAAACAGAUGGAACUGCAGGACAUGGACAAACAUACCGGGAUCAACACUUGGGUAUGUAGGGAUGCUUGUCACCUGAUGAAGUCGAUCGUCGCCGCGACCUGGAGCGGAAGUCACAUAUGCAAGGAGGACAGCGAGUGCACUUACUGCGAAUCCAGAGUAGUUUGGCAUCAGCUGUGCCUGCAAUUGAUCACUUACAUGGCUCCGGAGUACCCAGCCUAUCCACCAGAUACUAUCGUCGAUGAAACUGGAGAGGAUCACGGUCGCAAAAGUCCUCCGGAAUCUGCAAAAAAAUCCGAUGCCAAGCCGGACGUUGUCAUCAACAUGCCGGUUCCCGAUUCACAUUCAGUUGGCGGAGUUCUUGUCCACAUGCCUCAUUUUUUCGAACAGAUUAUGACAGCCACCGUAGAGACAGUUUCGGAGCAAUUGGACCUAGCCGCAAUAAUGCCCACCGAGAAAGUCAUAUCAGCAGUUGCAAGAGCCGUCACGUUAUCGGAAACUGAUGUCGCAACAGCCACGGUAAGCGUAACGAGGGCUAAUCUCAUCGGAGAGAACGACCAACUUCUGACUAUCAGCCCCGAAAACGAGCUGGACGACUUCUGGCACACUUCUGUUGGAAAAUUUAGGUUCACCAUCGAAGAUUUACCGGAACAGCUUCAGUACAUACACAAGCUUCUGAAGGAGAUCACGAAUAUCGACAAGCCGGAUAUUUUGUAUUACAUGCUGCAGUGCUUGAACAUGCUGUGCCUUUACGGUGACGCCUUUAGUGUCGCUGUGAAGGACCACCAGGGAUUUUUUAUUUGGUGCCAAGAAAAUCUGCUGAUUAAAAACCUGUGGGAAUUAUUGAACGCGGAGCAUUCUCACAUUGCCCAGGUCACCGUUCCAUUGUUAUUACACUGUAUAACGUUGCCUUGUGGUGCGGAUACUUUCUGGCGUCUUAUACAGGAGGAGUUUCAUGACUCCGAUUGGCGAGUCAGAUUCGUGGCUGUUGAACGGGUUACUUUGAUAACAAGGUUUAUGGAUUCAACUCCAUUAAGGAAUGUCCUUAGUCUACAAGCUGCGCUAGCUAAUGCGUUUUGUUACCUUAUCAGCAGUAUGGAUGACAGUAAUGUGUACGUUGCCCAGAGAGCUACUCUCUACCUUGGAACAAUUCACGAUACAGCUAUCAGGUCCCUGAUUCUAUGUUUGGAGACUCAGUUCGAUUCGGUUAUAGUGGAUAGACCGAUGAUACUGCAAUCUCUGUAUCAAUUACAUAACAGUCUCAGUGACAGACGAAUCCUCACGUGGGAGUUUUUCCUAAAUCGCUUCGAUGCGCUCUUUUUAGAGGCGCAGAUAAACCUGGAGAAAACCGGUGACAUAUCUUACCUUCGAGAUCUCAGAAACACGGAUCUGAACAGCGAAACCUUCGUCCGGAAAUUACACAGAGCGCACGAGGCCUUGUCGAAGUCCGAUGGCAGUGGAACAAGUUCCGUAAAAACCUUGAGUGCAAGUUUCGGGACAAAAUGGCCCUACAAACGCACAAUGUCAGCCCCUGCAUCGAUGAUUCCUCGACAAGACACGAAGCAAGAGAAGGAAAAGGUGUACAGCCGGCAGUAUUCCGCGCCUAUCCUCAAAAGGAAGAGCUCCAGAUUCGGACUGGGUCAGUUAUUGGGUUCCACCCCGCCUAAUAACAGUAUACAAGAUGGCCACGUGCAUUCCUUGAACAUGGUGGAGGAGGGAGCAAAUUUACCAGGAUUCGCUCAUAAAAUUGUCGACCUGGAGGAAGCUGACAAGGAGACCAUGCACUUGCUCGUUUUCCUCCUGAUGCAAUUUCUCUCGCGACAGGAUCAAGCUUUCCCCGCGGACGAAAAACCGCUUUCGAAGACUCAGGGAAUAGUCCUGCGACAUUUGUACCUUCUCCUAGGAUACAAUCAGACCGAGCGAACGUUUCACACAUCUCCCCAACGUUUGCGAAUCUCUCCGGUCUUCAACGUCUUCAUCACGAAUCUCCCUCAGCUACUCGACCAAAACCAUGUCAUGGGUUGGGUGCUGAUCCCUCCGGUAUUAGCGAUUUUACAGCAUUGUCCUUGCCCUCCUCAAGGAGUGCCUCCAACGGAUCACCAAGCCCCAACGUACAGUCUUUGGUAUCUCGAGCCCCAUAUCAGGCGUUCCUGGUUGAUGUCUCUUCUGGUUAUUUUGUACAAGUGCCAAUACGGUCAGCAACCGUGGUGCACCCAGCUGCAAGCUCUGGUGAAAAUCGUGCUGAACACUCUAGACUCCCAGCACCAUCAAUGCAAGAGAAUUCCCGCGAUGGUCGUCAUGGGCGGACCACCUUCCAGGUCUCGAGACGUAUCCCAACCAUCUCUGGGAGCGGAUCACGACCUGAUGGCGAAUGCCGUAGGCGAGAUGGAUAGCGAAAGCCCUCCCAUGCGUGGGCAAAUAAUUUGCGUCCAUCAGCGGAGUCCAGCAGCGGCUCAUGGAGGUCACACCAUGAAAACCCACUGGGAAGAAAGCACGCCGUUCUACCAGAACAAGCACUCCAGCUACUCGAUCAUUGCGGACGAUACGGAGUCUGAGCUGGCAGCAAUACCAGAGAGUCCGAAAUCCGACAGCACUCUACAUGGUAGCAGCGGAGGAUCCCUUGGAGAACUGGAAGACAGUGCUGCAGUCGUAAGAAGAAGCGCCUCCAUGGUGGCUAAGUCUUUGGUCGUCCCGGAAUUGGUCGACAAAGUCGACGUGAUCAAUCCGGUGGUGCAAAAGUCCAAGCAGGAAAAUCUUUCAGGGAGACCAACCUGGUUCCUAGGAAGCGAAGAUGACGCCCAUCAACCCAGCAACGGAGCACUGCACAAAAAGUGGAGUGUCCACGAGGGCGUAAAAAUGAUGGUGACUAGCUCGUUUCUGGGAGGCCAACACGAACCUCUUCGCAUGCCAUCAUCAGGAAAAUCCAAUAUCCAAUAUUCUGCCCCAAAUAAUGAUAUAGCAACCCAGAAGUCGUCGGGAUUGUCAGGCGCCAUUGCCGUUGCUGCCAGCAUUUCUCAGAUUCAAAGGUCCGAUACCUCGACGAAGGAAAAAACACCUCCAGCCCAAACAGAAAUCGUCGGCUCCCCUGUGGCCAAGCAAAUUGGCAGGCAGAAGCACGUGGAGUACACUCCACCUUUGGCAUCUCCAGUUUCUCCCAGUCAAGUUGUCACCGUUCUUGGUAGCGAUCACUCCAGUUCCCCUGCUGUCAGUUCCGUGUCCUCCCAAAUCACCAGCACGGAUAAUGGUCAGCAACAGCCUUGGGCGAACGUUCUCCAGCAGGCGAUAGCAACGCCCACCGUCGAAAGACUCCUGCCCAUCGGCACGGUCGUUCGAACAUCUGGACAAAGAGCCGCGCAACGGGUCAUGAAAUGCGAAGAAGUUUGCGGUUCGCCAGAAUCUCCGUUAUCCAAAAUGGACGUACUGACAGUCGGUUCUUCGUUCGAUCAGGACAGCGAGACUUGUAUGUCAAGUGACAUUACGAGUCCUAGGAGCAUUUCCCAGCUAGAAUUUCCCAUGCCGGAACGUCUGUUGCCAAUUGGUCCCCAAAGGGACGUCGUCUCCAGCCUUGUCGAAAAAGUGCGACAAGCCCUUGGAGUUACCGAACUUGAUGUUUCGGAUUCCAUGAACAUGCCAGGGGAUGAGAAAGAAGCAUUUGGUGCCAUGAAGCAGGACAGCAUCACUUCUGAAAACCUGUCCGCUUCGCUGGUGCCGGCAUCGAAUGAUGUUCACUCUAGCAGAUCAGCCAGUCCGAGACGUUUGACCAAACAAGUAGCAUUGGAAUCGCCACCCUCGACUGCCGAAGAUGAGGAUUUCUGUGCCCGAAUUGUCGAGCACGACCGAAAGUUGAAGGUGAAGGACCAAACUCGAAUUCAGAAAGACAAGUCGCGAAAAUCUGCCGGAGGUUGCCAGCAUUUGCCAGGAGGCGCCAAACGCAUGGACAGUUGGUACGGCACGCCAAUGCAGUCUGAAUUGGAUAACGUGAAGCAGCAAGCCUGCCAUGCAGAUUUCACUCUGAAACCGAGUGUCUUUAGAAUUGGCGACGAAUGCAUUUACGACAGGUGCUCCGAGUGCGGCACCACCAAAGAAGAAUAUUCCGACGAAGAGCUGGGUCUCUGCAUCAUCACGCUGGGAACUUUUAUCCACCGAGAGCCAGCUUUGGCGGCUCCUCUUCUUCCGGAGAUCCUCACAGUGGUCACGAAGGUUGCUCUGAACGCAAUGUAUCCAUGGCAGAGUGAGACCAACAUGCAUCUACCAGGAGGUGCCGUCAGUGUUGCUCAUCAGUUCCUCAGAUGCGUUCUUCACCAAUUGGCACCCAACGGGAUUUUCCUGCAGAUGUUUCAAACGCACAUAAACGAGGCAACCAGGAUGCAGUUCUUCAAAAGCGUCGCACAGGCAUUGGUAGACUUCAAUGAAUUGAAUCCCAUUGCCCCGCUGCAAUUAUUGCUGGAGACGCUGAAUGCAAAGAAGUCCCUGCCGGUAGAACGACUGCCAAUAAUUCUGCACAAUAUGGCCUGUUAUUUGGAUUGCUUGCCCCUGGAGGCAGGAUUAGGUCCUGGAGCUGCCACUUGGGGAGGACUGCUGGCCCAAGUGGAUAGUCUUUUCCGGAGACUAAUAUUACUCCUUUCGUCGAUCGAGGACGUCACGCCUCUUCUUCGCAUCAUGAUAUCGGUCCUCAAAGUUCCUGGAAUCCAGCAGUUUAAGAGCAUGUUGGACCCUUUCUCAAAAGUAUUGAGUUACGCCAUUCAAAAUUCAACGCUGAAGUACAGCUACUUGACGGAUUUAUGCUAUUUGUGCCACCGAGGGUUCACUCGUGACCGCGACAAGCAUUUUCUCAGCCGAACCAUCAUCUUCGAGUUAGUACAAGCCAUAAAAUUCAAGACCGUUGUUCCGGACUCUAAUUUCCUGCUGUUGCUGCAGUUUGUCCUACAGGACGUUGGAGGAACUAUGCCCACGAGCGUCGUUACCGAGAAUAUCCCAACAGAAGUCUCCCCGAUGUACAACACGAAUGCAUCGGAAUCUCUACGAGGGCAGAUUUCCGAUGUUCUGGACUUUCUUGCCGACUUCCAUACUUUAAGUAAAGUGAAGAGUUACAGCAAAGGCAUGCAAGCUGGCCUGAACGAGGACACGCUUGGUGGGAUAUUAAAAUGCGGUCUUGCACAAUACAUAGCCCUGGAGAUUACAAGAGGCAGCAACAGAGACAAUCGAGCCAUCUCUCGAUACCUUCCCUGGCUUUACAGCGCACCCUCCACGUUGCAACAGGGGGCUCGCGAGUACGUCGACUGCAUCGGCCAUAUACGUCUUCUGUCGUGGCUUCUCCUGGGCUCGCUCACGCACACAGCGAUGCACUCUAUUAAUAACACCCAUAUUCAUGGUCCACAAAUUCCAAUGGCCCAGCCGAUUCCUCAAGAAGUAUCUUGCCACGUGGCCGACCAUGUUCAAGUGAUUCUUUCAGGAUUCCCUGAACAAUCCAAAGCGUCCGUCCUUCACAUGUCCGCGCUGUUCCAUGCAUUCAUCCUUUGUCAGCUGUGGACCGUAUAUUUAGAGGAAUUAUCGAAGAACAACGCAUCGAACACCGAAGGCCAUAACGUCACCUUGAACAUUUUACUUGACUUCUGGGGCAAGAUCACCCCUUGCAUUCUGCAGUUGGUUUUUCACUCGAAAGUGCUUGCCGAGAAGGUGAACCUUCAUUUCUUGAGUUUACUGGAGGCCCUUUUGGAAUGUCGCUCGAUCCUCCUCACGAAACUUCUCCCCUUAUGGAGUCCUAUCCUUUUUUCUCAUCACACUCAGCUUCCGGGCCACCUGCAAAUGAGGCUCCAACAUUGUCGUAAUUUCCCACCUGGGAAAAUAAUCGAGAAUUUCGGCUCGAAUCGUAGACAGGACAGCCUGUUGCUUUUACGAUGGCUCAAUCGACUUCAGUUCAAAAUGGGUCAAAUCGAAAUGCAAUCCUCGACAGUGACGCAAUUCUACUCCAUCUAAAGCAGAGGAUCGUUGCAAGAAGAAUCUCCUGUAGA